GUGAUGACCUGGGAUGUGUUCACCGGCAUCUACAAGAACACCCUGCGUGGUCACAAGAUGGGCGUCCGAUGCAUGGCUUUCGCUACAUCCACGAAAGUUCUCGUCACCGGGGGCUACGACUACAACCUCUUUGUUUGGAACCCUUAUGUGGGCAAGUCGAUCCAUACGAUCCACGGCCACGGAGCUCCGGUGGUUGGCAUCGAAGUCCUUGGGGCGGCCUCAAACCAGGUCGUGUCAGCCGAUUCCGAAGGCUUCGUGAAGACCUGGGACCUGGGUACCUACCAGAUGAUUCAGUCCUUCUAUGUGGACGAAGUCACGAUUCUCCGUGCCUUCGUCUCCAUCCCAAGCUCUAGGCGCGUGAUCGUGGUCGAGCGCGAGUUCAUCGCUUUCGACUACGAGAAUACGGGGAUACCGGAUCAGACAGAGGAGGAGCCCUUGAUCAAGGUCUUCUACAACGAGCGUCUCAAGGUCUUCGUUUCGGGCACCAUCAGCGUCGUGAAGAUCUGGGAUGCUGUGACGGGCGCCAUCCAGGUGGUGAUACCGCACAAAGAUGCAGAGAUUACCGAUUUCUGCUUCGAUGACCGUGGACGAAAGCUCUUCGUUUCGGAUCACUUGGGUGACAUCCAU
Molecule: messenger RNA, 627 nt
Organism: Symbiodinium sp. CCMP2456
Lineage: Eukaryota; Dinophyceae; Suessiales; Symbiodiniaceae
Source: the annotation of a GenBank genome assembly